AUGACUGGUCCAAACCUUGUCUCUCUGGCGUUUGUGAAUAUGUGGGGGUCCAAAAAUGACAUUGGAGAUAUUACAACAGCAGCUGGUUGGGAAAUUAUUGAUUGCUCUCCUGAAGCUCUGGAUCAAGAUAUUCGAAUUGUAUGCAAGGAGGACAGCUCAGUUGAUUGCUCUCGUCUUUUCAACAGUGGAGCCGAGGGAAAGAUUGUUCGUUUGCCCGAAAAUUGUGGUCGCAGUGCUUUCGCCGUUGUAACAGAUUCUUGGGUCUCGGAGGAUCAAUCUAUUCCUCCAAACCUCGCUGCCUCCCUUUCUCGUCGCGAUGGGUCUGCAUCGCAAGUGAAGGCCCUUCGGCUUACUACCAAAUUCGAUUCUGUGGAUGUGUCAAAAAGGAAGAACAGGGCUGUCAAUUUUGCUAUUCAAGCUGCAAAUUUCCCCGGUGCUGCCGGAAAUGUUCAAGUUGAUACAUCCAGACCCCGUAGACCAAGUCGUAUCGCCCAACGCGGUUUUUCGGAUUUCAUAACAAAUACACUCGGAUCUAUCGCGUCGCUGAACAACUUCAACGUCGACAAAUCGACGGCACUCGACCCAAUCAGUGUCAACAAGACCUUCAACUUGAUUGACCAGAAAGUAUCGUGUCCUCCAGUAGAUGCAAGCCUUAAGAUCGACGUCACCACCGAUGCGCAAGCUAACAUCACCAUCGGUAUUGCUGCUAGUGGCAUCUUCGUUCCCCCUGUGAUCCAAGAAUUUGCUAUUAUUACUAGUAUGUCUGCUGAAUUGAAUGGCUCCGUCGACGUCGCCGCUGGAGUUACCGGCACUCUAGAUUCUGGAAAAAUCAACCUCCUGACUGUUCCUAUUGGCGGCAUUGAUUUCCCUGGUAUUCUUACGAUUGGCCCAACCUUUGAAGUCAACGCACAGGCAAUUGCCAAACUGGAUGUUGAUCUAGGCCUGACGGUUGGCGUCAAUUAUAAGGUUGAUAAUGCCCAGCUCGUCUUCCCUCCCAACAGCAACAGGCCAUCUGGUGGAUCGUUUAAUGCUGGAAAUACACCCCUCAAACUAUCUGCAAGCCCUAAUGCUAAAGCUACUGGCACCCUUGAAGCCCAUCUCAUUCCCAGCCUCAACCUCGGCCUAUCGGCUCUCAACGAUGUCGCCAAAGCAAGCAUUUUCGUUGAAUUGGAUGGUAGUGCGUCGUUGACGCUUGGACUGGAAGCAGCUGCUGAGGAUAUCCCGAUUCUCAACGUUUCUUCGCCAGCGGAAAAGUCGAAGAAGGGUAUCAUGCAAAUUCGUGGGGCCACUCAACCUGGUCACUACUUUUGGAGCCCACCGUUGAUGCCAGACGAAAAGGUUUCUAGUACGAUUGUGGACGAGAAGGUGCCCUCAACCAGAACGAUGAUGGAAGGUCCAUCUGUGGUCACGGUAACUGUUACAGAGAAGGCUGGACACUGGACGACUCCCUCAGCUACGCCAACGACCUGGGACCAAAAGCAUCCCGCGGCGACCACAAUUAUAUUAAACGGUACACCAUCUGGAUAUUCGACGAGUGCCUCAGCCACCCCUGGUACGAUAUGGGGAGGAAAUCUUCCUUCUCCAUAUUCGAGUUCAAGUAGGGGCUUGGAACUUGAGACGACCUCCAAACUCAUGAAGGCCACUGCCACCGGUACAAACACAGCAUCUGCUCCAGCAUCUACUGCGACUGGUGGUACAGAAGGAUCCGGCUCUUUCUCAGGAUGCGUCGAAAUAGGUGCAGGGCUGGACGUGAACGCCGGUGCUGACGCCAAUUUUUUUGAACUUUUCAACACGGGAACCAAGGUGUCGUUGUUCAGCAAGAAGUUCGAGCUUUUCAAGGUCAGUUACGAUUCUUCUCGCUACGAGGCGAGAGGCGUGGUGGCCACCCGGGACAUUGUUAGCGAUCUCCUCUGUCCUGCUGCUGAUACAACUGCUGCGCAGACCAUUGUCGAUCAAAUUAUAGCAGCUGCCGACAUCAAAGCAGUUUGA
Messenger RNA from Psilocybe cubensis, 1989 nucleotides. RefSeq lists its product as uncharacterized. The record is from RefSeq and is a predicted model, not a curated record. The coding region runs from base 1 to 1989 and encodes 662 amino acids. The transcript is spliced from 8 exons. NCBI's taxonomy places the organism in Eukaryota, Fungi, Basidiomycota, Agaricomycetes, Agaricales, Agrocybaceae.